Fusarium fujikuroi IMI 58289 is the source of this 600-nucleotide messenger RNA. RefSeq lists its product as uncharacterized. Bases 1 to 600 code for a protein of 199 amino acids. The record is from RefSeq and is a predicted model, not a curated record. Lineage: Eukaryota; Fungi; Ascomycota; Sordariomycetes; Hypocreales; Nectriaceae. The transcript has 3 exons.
AUGGCCCGCACGCGACCGAGUGCCCAGCGCCGACGCAAGAUGCGAAAGAACACAGAAAGCUUCGACAAGCGAUCGCGAAGCAAGAACACAAAGAGACUGAAGCUACCGCCGAAGCUGCCGCCAGUUCAGCUCAGGCUUCGACCAUCGAAAAUAUCACUGAGGCUGCCACCGAAGCGGCCACCAAUGCUUCAGCUUCUGAUGCUAAAGACACGACUGGUGAAACGGAGACUCCUCGUUGCAAGCAUCGUCAUCUUCCUGAUCGUCACUACUAUUAUCGCGAUGAAAAGUUUGACCGCCGCUUUCUUGCCCUUGAUCGGCGGACGUGCUGCCAUGGACACAGAUUAUCGUUCCCACAAUAAUGUCCUGCGCCGUACCAGAGAACGUCUAGCAAGACACGAACAGGAAAUUCAGCGCACACUUCGGCUGGGAUUGAGAUCCAUGGAACUAGAAGUCAAACACCUCAAAUGGAGAGUGGACGAGAUACAACAGGAAAACCAGACUCUCCGGGAUGAAAUUGAGCAUGAACGUCGCCGCAGUCGCCGCAUGAUGCUUGAGCUAUACGAGUCUUCGGAUUCCCAAGAGACUGAUCAUUCAGACUGA